Dothidotthia symphoricarpi CBS 119687 is the source of this 2586-nucleotide messenger RNA. RefSeq lists its product as uncharacterized. Bases 1 to 2586 code for a protein of 861 amino acids. The record is from RefSeq and is a predicted model, not a curated record. NCBI's taxonomy places the organism in Eukaryota, Fungi, Ascomycota, Dothideomycetes, Pleosporales, Dothidotthiaceae. Gene Ontology annotation, biological process: TORC1 signaling; negative regulation of TORC1 signaling; cellular response to amino acid starvation. The transcript has a single exon. Gene Ontology annotation, cellular component: GATOR1 complex.
AUGACUUCGCUGCCGCCCGCGUCCAAUCUCCACGCGAUCCUCCUCGUCAGCAAAUCGCGCUCUCUCGGCCCGCGCCUCGUGUUCCACUACCCGCCGCUAUCCCCCUCGGCAGCAGCACUCGCAGCGGCCAAAGACCCAGCGUGGUUCCGCAACGAGACGACAACCGCGAGCGUCGCGUCGCAGAGCUCCGACAGCGACUGGGACAGCAGCACCGAGAAUGAGGACGAUGGCGACAUCGAUAUAGGGAGUCGUACGAGCGGGGGGCGCACGUCGGGCCGCACGGGAGCCAGCUUCCGGGAGCGCGAGAAGUCGAGGCUGGGGGUGGCGGGGUGGGGCAAGCAGGAGACGAUUGACGAGGAGGACGAUGAGGACGGCGAGGAUGGGAGCGGGGGCGGCCGGCAGAGGGGCGGCGACCACGACUGGGGCACCGUGCUGGGCUUCAAGGUCGACGCGCUCGAGAAGAUGCUGAGCCCGGGGAAAGAGUACAACAAGCGCCGCUUCGAGCUGGCCGUCGAGAGCAUCGUCUUUGUCGGCGCGCCCAUGUUUGUGCGCGACGACGGGCUGUGGAAGAAGCGGAAGCGGCGGCGGCGGAAGAAGGCCGCGAGGGAGGACAGCCACCUGAUGAAGCUGGCCAUGGAAGACGACGACGACGACGACGAUGGAUACGACGACGAAGAAGAAGGGCGGGCGCCCAUAGCAGAGCCAUUUGUCUACCCGGCAGGCUUCGAGCCCGGCUACGGCCACGACGUCUCGGCAGCCCCCUCGGAGGCAUCGGACGCGCGCAGCAACUCGACAACCCACGACAGCAACCCGGACAUGACCAUGUUCAACGUCGUCUUCGUCCUCAACCCGCCCGCCCUCGAGUACCAGCAGCGCGUCAAGGAGAUGUACGACAACGUCACGCGCAAGUACGCAAAGGCGCUCAAGUACGAGCAGGCGCGCUUCGAGUACGUGUGGCGCGAGUCGAAACGCAUCAUCGACUUCAAGCAGCGCGCAAAGGAGACCAACGAGUCGCUCACGGCCACGUGGCGCAACAUCACCACCAUGUCGCCCCUGGCCAAGUCGAUUGCCACCAUGUUCGACGCCAUCUCCAACGACAAGAUCGCCCACAUCCACUUCGACGCCACCUUCAACACGUCCUUCCAGAUCCCCCAGCCCGACUCGACGCCCUACCUGCCCAACGCCCUCGAGCCCCAGAUGCCCGGCCUCUGGCUGACCACGUCCAACGUCAUGCUGGAGAAGGACGAGGCCCCCAUGACGCAGCACGCCACCCUGCUCCUGCUGGACGACGCAGAGACGCUGAUCAAGCAUCUGGGCAGUGACUCGGCCGCCAACGCUGCCGCCAUCGCCUUCUACAUCCGCGCCAUCGUUCCCACAAAGUCGCUGCUCAAAAUCUCCAAAACACACAACAUCCUCGCCCAGGACAUGGAGUACAUCGCCUCGCAUCUCGUCUACUGGAGGCGCGCGCGUCUCAUCGCCCCCUUGUCCCCGCGCGAUACUUACAUUGUGAGUCCCAACGCAGACAUGACGGCCCUGCCCUCCGCCGUCAUCGCCUACGCCCAGCGCUUCCCCACGCUCCCCACGCUGCCCAAGAUCCUCAGCAUGCUCUCCGGCACCCCGUAUCCCUACAAAAAGCUCAUCCCCACCGCCGACCACCGCGACGCGUACAUGGAGAUCCUCGCCUGGCUGAUGCGCGGCGGCUGGGUCACGCAGCUGCGCACCUUCGCAUGGGUGCGCGUUACGCCCGAGAUCAAAGCCCAGGUCGCCAUGGAAAUGGCGCGCGAGGAGCGGAUCAAGAAAGCAGAAGACGCACGGAAGGAGUUGAUGAGCGAUAACGGGUCGGUUGCCGACUCCAUCCUGUCAGACAAGCGGUCUAGUCUCUUCUCCGCUGGCACAGGCGCAAGCACCAUCCGCUCGUCCACGCCACUCCGCCGCACAACUACAAACACCACCACCACCACCACGACGCGGCGCGACAAACUCGAGCCGCCAGACGAGCAAAUGGACGCCAGCACCAUCCUCAGCCCGCGCAAUCACCCCACGCCGCACUACCGCGGCUCCCCCGCCCGCGCCGUCUCAGACGCAGGAAGCACAGGCACAACCAUCGCGCUGCACCCGCCACGCGCCGACUCGCCCUCCUCACACCUCAACCUCGCCCUCGCCCUCGCAGGCCGCGAGAACAAACCUCACCGUCCCUCACCCCUGCACAUGAACCCCCCGCCGUCCCCCGAGCCCACCAUCUCCCCCGCAGACUACACGCCCUCGCUGGUCCUCUCCCCGCAAAAAGCCUCCUCCCUCGAGGCCCGCUGGCUCGAACGCAUCGGCCAGACCUUCGACGAAGACACCACCACACAAGACGAGAACGAGAAUGCGAGUCCGCCCAAGAGUCUGUUCGAUGGUGGAGGUAGUGGGCGCAUCCCCGGCCGCGAGCUGCGCGAGCACUGGCCCGUGUUCCUGCGGCAUCUGGACGGGCGGCACGCGGUGGAGGAUGUGGCGCCACGGGAGGGCAUGAAGCGGAAGAAGGUCGUUGGUGUGUUUCAGGCGCUGAGGGAGAGGGGGUGGUUGGUUGUUGUGCGGCAUUGGUAG